AUGCCUCAGAUACAACACCGCAGCAGCAGCCGCAGCCGCAGCAGCAGCAGCAAUAACAACAGCUGCAGCAGCAGCAGCAGCAUAAUGGAUCUUCCUCCCCCUAGCGACUUAAGCGCGGACGAAGCGCCUAGCAGCAGCAGCAAUAGCAGCAGCAGCAACAGCACAGACAGCAGUAGCAGCAGCAGCAGCAGCAAUGUGCAGCAGGAGCUGCUCUCAUCUGUAGGUAAUGGAAGCAGCAGCAGCGGUAACACUGACAGCAGCGGCAGCAGCAGCAACAGCAGCAGCAACACUGACAGCAGCAGCAGCAGCAGCAGCGACAGCAGCAGCAGCAGCAGCAGCGACGCCGGCAGCUUCCCCAACUUGAGCGCCAGCAGCAACAGCAGCAACAACAACAGCAGCAGCAACAACAGCAGCAGUAGCGGUGGCAGCAGCGACGGCAGCAGCAGGGAAGACAGCAGCAACAGGAACGAUGGCGCCCCCAGCAGCAGCAGCAGCAGCAGCAGCAGCAGCAGCACAGUCUCCUUCUGUCACGCAUGCAGCAGGAUAGUGCCAGCAGCAGCAGCAGCAGCAGCAGAUGGAGAAUUUGUCUGUACUCUCUGCGGUGCUGUUGGCUUUGUAGAAGUGAUGGAUGCUGCUGCUGCAGCAGAUCUAGCAACAGCAGCAACAACAGCAACAGCAGCACCUGCAGCAGCAGGAGCAGGAGACCCACAAGCAAUAGGCGGUAUGCUGUCGCAACUGAUGCGCCAUGCAGCAGCAGCAGCAGCACCAGCAGCAGCAGCAGCAGCAGCGCCAGCAGCAGCAGCAGCAGCACCAGAAGCAGCAGCAGCAGCAGCACCAGCAGCUACCCAACAGAGGGAACCGUGGCAGCCAAUUCAUAUCGAUGAAGAAGUUCGAGCAGUGCAGCAGCGCAUUUAUGAGAUGCUGAGUGUAUUUGAAGAAGACCCUGCUGUUCGUAAUUUGCUGCAGAUGAUUGUAGAAGCACAAAACAACCAGCAAGGGCGUACACAGCGGCGUACAAGUGCUGCUGCUGUUGCUUCCUUACCGCGUCGAGUUCUUACUGAAGAGGAAGCACGCGGUAUGGACGCCUGCUCGAUAUGCCACGAAGAGUUUGCUGCAGGAGAUGAAGUUGCUUCUCUCUCGUUAGAUCCGCAUCAUUGCAUACACUGCUUUCAUCAGCACUGCAUCGUACCCUGGCUUGAAAGGAACAACACAUGCCCGGUGUGCCGAUUUGAGCUGCCUACGGAUUCCGAUUCAGAGCGGCAGCAGCAGCAGCGGCAGCAGAGGCAGCAGCGACAGCAGCAGCAGCAGCAGCAGCAGCAGCAGCAGCAGCAGCAAGAAGGUAUGCCUCCAUUCUUAAUCGGAAUGCCUUUCUUUACAGGUGGUUUUAGCAUAGGUUCUGCUGCUGCUGUUGCAGCACGGCGGUCGCAGCAAGGAGGCACUGCAACAGCAGCAACACAGGAGGAGCAGCAGCAGCAAUUGAGUAGGGAUAGGGCAUCCCUACGUUCAGUAUCUGAAGCAGCAGCAGCAGCAGCAGCAGAUGCAGCAGCAGCAGCAACAGAUGCAGCAGCAGCAGCAACAGAUGCGGCAGCAGCAACAGAUGCAGCAGUAGCAGCUGCAGCAGCACGCCAGCCUAUUGGUGCAGCAGCAUUAAGAAAUCGCAGCAUGAGCAGCAACAGGAGCAGCAGCAGCAGCAGCAACAGGAGCAGCAACAGCAGCAGCAGCAGCAACAGCAGCAACCCGGCCGGCAGUGCCGAGCAGGGGGCACCUCCUAGCAGCAGCAGCGGCAGCAGCAGCAACAACAACAGCAGCAGCAACCGCAGCAGCAGCAACCGCAGCAGCAGCAACAUAGGCGCUGGGUUGUACGUACACUCAGGUGAUGCGUUUAUGCAGAAUUUGCUGCAGGGGAUUAGCAGCAGCAGCAACCGCAGCAGCAACAGCAGCAACAGCAGCAACAGCAGCAACAGCAGCACAGGCAGCAACAGCGGCAGCAGCAGCAGCAACACUGCGAGCAUCUGGGGUUUGUUUGGAGGGCAGCAGCCGCAAGUUUUUACAUUCAGACCUGGAGACCCUGCUUCAGCAGCAGCAGCAGCAGCUGCUGCUGCUGCUGCUGCUGCUGCUGCUGCUCACCACACACAGUGGAGAGGGGGAUUUCCUGCUGCAGCACAGCAGCAACAACAACCUCAGCAGCAGCAACCCGACCAGCAGCAGCAGCAGCAGCAACAGCAGCAGCAGCAGCCAGGCACUAGCGACGGAGAUGGGAACAGCUCGAGCAGCAGCAGCAGCAGCAACAGCAGCAGCAGCAGCAGACAGGGCGGAAUGAAUUCCUGUAGACAGCAGUAA
This is a messenger RNA of Eimeria acervulina, 2340 nucleotides long. RefSeq names its product zinc finger (C3HC4 RING finger) protein, putative. Gene Ontology annotation, cellular component: nucleus. The record is from RefSeq and is a predicted model, not a curated record. The transcript is spliced from 6 exons. NCBI's taxonomy places the organism in Eukaryota, Apicomplexa, Conoidasida, Eucoccidiorida, Eimeriidae. Gene Ontology annotation, molecular function: transcription cis-regulatory region binding. Bases 1 to 2340 code for a protein of 779 amino acids. Gene Ontology annotation, biological process: regulation of transcription by RNA polymerase II.